UCGCGGAGUGGAGAGUAUGUCUACGAACACAGAGCUUCUCAGUCUACGUUAAACUUCUCUCCUCCACAGUUGGACAGGAUCUCCGAGUGUUGCCACGCAUGGAGAAAAAAUGUCUCACCACGGGGAAAACUUACCGCUUUGGCUCUGUCAGAUUUUGUCAGUUUCCCUAGUUGUGUGUCUGACCACUGGCACCUCCGAAUUUUUCAAAUCAGCUCGCGAGGAAAAAAUACAGAUCCUGGGCGACGUGAUAUUUGGAGGAUUAUUCCCCAUGCAUGAAAAAGGACAGCAUGGUGACAGUUGUGGAAACAUUAAAAAAGAGAAAGGUAUUCAGCGUCUAGAGGCCAUGCUUUAUGCUGUCGACAUGAUCAACAACAACGACAACAUUUUGCCCAACCUGACCAUAGGUGUGCACAUAUUGGACACUUGCUCGUAUGACACAUACGCACUUGAACAGUCCAUGGAUUUCAUCAAAGCACAGUUAAGUUCAAUUGAUCUUACGGAGUUCCAGUGUCAAGACGGGAUGCCUCCCAUAUCUGCCCCCCUGAGACCAGUUGCUGGGGUAAUAGGGGCCGCUUCCAGUCCCGUAUCAAUCAUGGUGGCUAACAUAUUACGACUUUUUAAGGUAAAUUCCCAGAUCAGCUAUGCGUCGACCAGCAUUGACUUGAGCGACGAGACGAGGUUCGAGUACUUUUCUCGAGUAGUGCCUCCAGACUCUUACCAAGCCCAGGCCAUGGUGGAUAUUGCCAAAGCCUUGGGUUGGAAUUACGUAAUCACUGUGGCUGAUGAAGGCAACUACGGCGAAAAAGGAAUAGGUGCAUUUGAGGAGAAAGCAAAGAAAUCGGGAGGUGUUUGUGUGGCCCAUUCCUUUGAGAUACCACUAUCUGUGACAGAGGACACCUUUGACAAGCUGAUCAAGGAGAUGUUUGAAGUGGAUAAAGCUCGGGCUGUCGUCAUGUUUGUGAACGAGGACAACAGUCGGGGAUUACUCCAAGCAUUUCUUAAAAGUAAUCGUAGUCAAGAUUUUGCCUUCCUGGCCAGUGACAGCUGGGGCAAAAAGAUUCAUCCUGUCCACAAGCAGGAACAAGCAGCAGAGGGAGCUGUGACUCUCCUACCGAAAAGGGUAGUUGUACCUGGAUUCGACAAUUACUUCCUGCAACUAAAUCCUAUUCAAAACAGAAGGAAUCCUUGGUUCAAAGAAUACUGGGAGGUGACCUUUAAUUGCACAUUUGAAAACAAACCCAAAGUAGAUCAUUGUACAGGUUUAGAGACGUUUGCAGGUCGUAACAUCGUCUAUGAACAAGAAGGGCUGGUCCAGUUUGUGAUCGAUUCCGUUUAUGCCCUGGCACAUGCCAUGGAUGCAAUGCUCUCUGCUAAGUGCAAACGGGAGAAAUCUCUUCAGACCUGCGUAAACCACAUGACGAGUAUGGCUGGCGAGGAUCUGUUACAUUACAUCCGCAACGUUUCAUUUACUGGUGUUGGUGGUAAUCUCGUUCAUUUCGACAUGAAUGGCGACGGGCUGAGUGGUUAUGACAUCUUCCAAUUUAAGAAGAAAGAUGAAGGCUCCUAUGAAUAUGAACUUGUUGGCGAAUGGACAGACGGGUUGUUCCUGAAUGCUAGUCUACUGAGAUGGAAAGGGACGUCGGGAACCCAUCCCAAAUCCGUCUGCAGUGACCCGUGUAAGUUCGGUCACGCGAAAAGUACCAGAGGAGAUUCGUGCUGCUGGGUUUGUAUCAAGUGUGGAGAUUACGAAUACCUGGAGAAUGAAUCCACUUGUACCAAGUGCCCGGAAGGUCACAAGCCAGAUCCGACCAAAAGCUCAUGCAUCAGACUACCUGUCCUCCAUUUGGAAUGGGACAGCCUUUGGGCCAUAUUUCCUGUGGCUUUCUCCAGCCUUGGAAUGAUGUGUACUAUCUUUGUCCUUCUCGUCUUCAUCCGCUACAACAAGACUCCGGUGAUUAUGGCCUCUGGUCGCGAGUUGUGCUACAUCUUACUUCUUGGGAUAUUUCUAUCCUAUGGAAUGUCGUUUGUAAUUCUCGCCAGGCCGUCGAUCAUCAUCUGUACUGCCAAACGCGUUGGGUUGGGUGUUUCUCUGUGCUUGAUAUACGCGGCAAUGCUGACCAAGACCAACCGGAUAUACAGGAUAUUCAACAGAGGUGUGAAGGCCAUGGUGAAGCGGCCUAGCUACACUAGCCCCAAAUCACAAAUUGUCAUAUGCUUAUGCCUAGUGUCCGUACAAACGGUAGGCGGCAUAACAUGGUUAGGAUUUGAAGUUCCUGACACUCUUCUAGUCAGCCAAGGGAAAGAUGCUGUUGUCUUGAAGUGCAAGGCCUCACAAAUAGCAGUGGUCAUAUCCCUGUUUUAUAACAUUCUGUUGAUAAUAUUUUGUACUGUGUACGCUUUCAAAACGAGAAAAAUACCACAGAACUUCAAUGAAGCCAAAUACAUUGCAUUUACCAUGUAUUCAACUUGCAUUGUUUGGCUGGCGUUCAUUCCUAUAUACUUCGGAGCCAACAAUGACUUUAAGAUCGAGCGCACUUCCUUGUGUAUGUGCGUAAGCAUCAGUGCUGCCGUAGCUCUGGCGUGUCUCUUCGCUCCUAAAGUAUACAUUGUGUUGUUCCAGCCGCACAAAAACGUUCGUCAAGUCAACAACAACAGCAGUACAACACAGAAAAGUACGAGCAGACCACAGUUUGCGCGUACACAAAACAAAUUUGAAACAUGUGUAACCUACAAUGGGAGUGUUGUGUCAUCUGAAAUUCAGCGAUCUCCAGAAAAUGUUUUCCAAGACAGUUUUGAAGAUUCCUCGUUUGACGAAGGAGUUGCCAUGCAGACGCCAUCUACGUGAGAGUUACUUCCCUUUACUGUGCUCAAGAGUUCUCUCCCUUCCAAAGCUCAUUUGUUUUCCGCCAGUGCAAAGCAAACGUUUUUUAUACAUUUUCAAUGACUUGACCAUCAAGAAUUGAGAAACACUACAUUCUCCUUUGAGUUUUUUGAAAAACUGUGGAGCAACGUCCAUAAGACUUUAGAAUCAUCGUUGUUUAUUAAUGGUAAGUGAAAAAGGCUGUAAAUGUCUGCAUCUAGACAUUUUUGUUAUAUACAUGUAUUUUCACCGCUGACUUUAUAUUGGGUGCAUGCACGCAUGAUUUUGUCCGCCUUAGUGUCAUGUCCGAAACACCUGACCAUUUUAGAUUAAAAUUAUUUUUUUUUGUCUUUCUCUUCUUGUUCAAGUACCACAGUUGACAUUAUAUUUAACACAUUGAAAACUACAUAAGUUUGACCACAUUACCAUUUACAGUUUUAUGACAUAGCCUGUACUCAUUAAGAUCAUCGCAACAUUCAGAGUGACUUCAUUACGAUAGAUUUGUACCACUCAAUACAUGGAUGACCUAAAUAUUGUAUUCUGUUCUUGCCACAGUUUGUUGUUGUAUCGACUGGUCACUAUUGGGGAAUGAUAGUAUCAUGAUAGUUGCGUUCAGCGAUAUUUCUGCGUUUCCAAGAUCUGGUAUUUUCUGUGAUAAAUGAAAAUAUGACAUUCCAAGAGAGGUGUGCAAGAUGUUGUCACAACGAAAUAUUGGCCAAAACAAGUCUGACGAUAUGGACGGUGCCAUUGAAUUCUGAGAAUCACCGACUGCUAGAGACAGGACAAAGCGAUGGGUUUCAAUUUAACAUUUAUAUGGCCUACUGUGACUCUGUAUCCUGCUUUCGUCGCUCAUGUGAUUAGUGUGACACGACCUGUUCCUUGAACUGUGUCGCAAAAUCAUACGAUAACA
This is a messenger RNA of Liolophura sinensis, 3770 nucleotides long. RefSeq names its product metabotropic glutamate receptor 8-like. Gene Ontology annotation, molecular function: G protein-coupled receptor activity. The record is from RefSeq and is a predicted model, not a curated record. Bases 110 to 2845 code for a protein of 911 amino acids. Gene Ontology annotation, biological process: G protein-coupled receptor signaling pathway. NCBI's taxonomy places the organism in Eukaryota, Metazoa, Mollusca, Polyplacophora, Chitonida, Chitonidae. The transcript is spliced from 9 exons. Gene Ontology annotation, cellular component: membrane.